AAGUUGCAAUGGAAAAUACUUCUAGAAAAAAGAAAAUUCACAAGUGUGAUGUUUGUGAAAAAUGUUUCACUCAGUCAAAAGGUCUUAACAAGCACUUAAGAGUUCAUACUGGAGAGAAACCUUACCAAUGUGAUGUUUGUAAAAAGUGUUUUACUACUGCAUAUUCACUAAAUAAUCACACGAGAACACAUACUGGAGAAAAACCUUACCAAUGUGAUGUUUGUAAAAAGUGUUUCACACAGUCAGGUUCGUUCAAAGAUCACACAAGAACGCAUACUGGAGAGAAACCUUAUAAAUGUGAUGUUUGUAAAAAAUAUUUUACAGGGUCAAAUUCACUCAAUGCUCACAUGAGGAUACAUACUGGAGAGAAACCUUAUAAAUGUGAUGUUUGUGAAAAGUGUUUUGCACAGACAAAAACUCUUAAGGUUCACAUGAAAAUUCAUACUGGAGAGAGACCUUACAAAUGUGAUUGUGAUGUUUGUGAAAAAUGUUACACGCGGAGAAAUAAUCUUAAUAGACACUUAAGAGUUCAUUCUGGAGAAAAGCCUUAUAAAUGUGAUGUUUGUAAAAAAUGUUUUACAAUGGCAUGUUCUCUAAAUGAUCACCAAAGAAUACAUACUGGAGAGAAACCUUAUGAAUGUGAUGUUUGUAAACAGUGUUUUGUUGUGGCAGGUAAUCUUAAUGUUCACAUGAGAAUUCAUACUAGAGAGAAACCUUAUAAAUGUGAUGUUUGUAAAAAGUGUUUUGUUGUGGCAAGUAAUCUUACUGUUCACAUGAGAAUACCUACUGGAGAGAAACCUUAUAAAUGUGAUGUUUGUAAACAGUGUUUUGUUGUGGCAAGUAAUCUUACUGUUCACAUGAGAAUACAUACUGGAGAGAAACCCUAUAAAUGUGAUUGUGAUGUUUGUGAAAAAUGUUUCACUCGGUUAAAUAGUCUUAAUUAUCACAUGAGAGUUCAUACUGGAGAGAAACCAUACCAAUGUGAUGUUUGUGAAAAGUGUUUUACAAGGGCAAAUUCGCUCAAUGUUCACAUGAGAAUACAUACUGGAGAGAAACCUUAUAAAUGUGAUGUUUGUAAAAAGUUUUUCACAACGGCAAGUUCGCUCACUGUUCACAUGAGAACACAUACUGGAGAGAAACCUUAUAAAUGUGAUGUUUGUAAGAAGUGUUUUAGUCGUUCAGAUGGUCUUAAUCUUCACAUGAGAAUACAUACUGGAGAGAAACCUUAUAAAUGUGAUGUUUGUAAAAAGUCUUUUACUUGCACAGGUAGUCUUAAGGAGCACAUGAGAAUACACACUGGAGAGAAACCUUAUAAAUGUGAUGUUUGUAAUAAAUAUUUUACAAAGUCAAAUUCGCUCAAUGUUCACAUGAGAAUACAUACUGGAGAGAAACCAUAUCAAUGUAAUGUUUGUACAAAGUCUUUUACUUGCACAGGUAGUCUGAAGGAGCACAUGAGAAUACACACUGGAGAGAAACCUUAUAAAUGUGAUGUUUGUAAUAAAUAUUUUACAAAGGCAUUUUCGCUCAAUGUUCACAUGAGAAUACAUACUGGAGAGAAACCUUACAAAUGUGAUGUUUGUAAAAAAUAUUUCAGAAAGAGAUGUUCGCUCAAUGAUCACAUGAGAAUACAUACUGGAGAGAAACCUUAUAAAUGUGAUGUUUGUAAAAAGUUUUUCACAACGGCAAGUUCGCUCAAUGUUCACAUGAGAAUACAUACUGGAGAG
This is a messenger RNA of Lottia gigantea (owl limpet), 1724 nucleotides long. RefSeq lists its product as hypothetical. NCBI's taxonomy places the organism in Eukaryota, Metazoa, Mollusca, Gastropoda, Lottiidae. Gene Ontology annotation, molecular function: DNA-binding transcription factor activity, RNA polymerase II-specific; RNA polymerase II cis-regulatory region sequence-specific DNA binding. The transcript is spliced from 3 exons. The record is from RefSeq and is a predicted model, not a curated record. Gene Ontology annotation, biological process: regulation of transcription by RNA polymerase II. The annotation marks the transcript as partial.